Abrus precatorius (Indian licorice) is the source of this 7057-nucleotide messenger RNA. Its product is annotated as nuclear-pore anchor. Gene Ontology annotation, biological process: protein import into nucleus; mRNA export from nucleus. Gene Ontology annotation, molecular function: structural constituent of nuclear pore. Gene Ontology annotation, cellular component: nuclear pore. The transcript is spliced from 48 exons. The record is from RefSeq and is a predicted model, not a curated record. Lineage: Eukaryota; Viridiplantae; Streptophyta; Magnoliopsida; Fabales; Fabaceae. The coding region runs from base 202 to 6459 and encodes 2085 amino acids.
AAGCCCAUUCCGUAAAAUCCAGGGAAUCCACAAAACUAGCGAGUUUCACUUUGUUCUCGUUUUUACAAUCGCUUCGCUACGCUUCGUUUCUUUUCCUCUUCAAAUUCUCACUUCCCUCUCUCGUCUCUUUUCCAUUUUCCCUUUACUAUCUCUCUAUCAUUUCCACUCUUCGUUCCGAACUCUCCGAUUAGGGCACACGAGAUGCCCCUCUUCAUCUCCGACGAGGAGUUUUCGCGCUGCUCCGGCGAUGCCGCUGCCGUCGCCGCCAAGGCUGACGCCUACAUCCGCGGCCUCCUCCACGAGCUUGACACCGUUCGCGCCAAGGCCGACGCCGCCGACAUCAACGCCGAGCAGAACUGCUCCCUCGUCGAGCAGAAGUACCUCUCCCUCGCCGCCGAGUUCUCCAAGCUCGAGUCGCACGUCUCCGAGCUUCAAUCGUCCCUCGAUCAACGCCUCCGCGAGCUCUCCGAGGCGCAAUCGCAGAAGCACCAAAUCCACUUGCAAUCGGUUGAGAAGGAUAGGGAGAUAGAGCGGUUGAGAACGGAGGUGGGGGAGCUGCACAAGUCAAAGAGGCAGUUGAUUGAGUUGAACGAGCAGAAGGAUUUGGAGCUUAGUGAGAAGAAUGCGACCAUCAAGAGUUAUCUUGAUAAGAUUGUUCAUUUAACUGAAAAUGCUGCUCAUAAGGAGGCUCGUUUGAGUGAAGUUGAGGCAGAAUUGGUGCGAUGCCGGGCUGCUUGCACUCGCCGUGAACAGGAGAAGGAGAUAGUUCAGAAGCAAAAUGCUUGGCUUAACGAGGAGUUGACUGCAAAAGUUAACAGUUUCUUUGAGCUGCGCAGAAAACACACAGAAUUGGAUGCUGAUAUGUCUUCUAAGCUUGCAGAUGUAGAGAGACAAUUCAGUGAAUGUUCUCAAUCUCUACAGUGGAAUAAGGAUAGAGUGAGGGAGCUAGAAAUGAAGCUUAAAUCUGUGCAAGAGGAAUUAAUUUCAGCUAAAGAUGCUGCUGCAGCCAAUGAAGAGCAGUUAUCUGCUGAACUCUCCACUGUUAAUAAGCUUAAUGAGCUAUAUAAAGAGAGUUCUGAGGAAUGGUCCAAAAAAGCAGCAGACCUAGAGGGUGUGAUAAAAGCAAUGGAGUCACGCCUAAAGCAAGUUGAAGAUGACUAUAAAGAGAAACUUGAGAAGGAAUUAUCUUCCAGAAAACAAGUUGAAAAGGAGGUCACUGAUUUGAAACAAAAGCUUGAAAAGUGUGAAGCUGAAAUUGAGACAAGGAAAAAAACGAAUGAAUUGAGUAACCUUCCCCUCAGCACUUUCACUACUGAACCGUGGCUGGCGUCAAUUGAAGCUGAUGGCAUGGUUGAGGAAAAUAACUUACUAGUCCCGAAAAUUCCUGUUGGUGUUUCUGGAACAGCAUUGGCUGCUUCACUUCUGCGAGAUGGGUGGAGUUUGGCAAAAAUGUAUGCAAAAUAUCAAGAGGCUGUUGAUGCACUGAGACAUGAACAAAUGGGAAGGAAGGAAUCAGAGGCAAUACUGCAACGGGUGCUAUAUGAGUUAGAAGAGAAAGCAGAAGCCAUAGUAGAUGAAAGAGUGGAACAUGAAAAGAUGGCUGAUGCAUAUUCCUUGAUGAACCAGAAAUUGCAAAACUCCCUUGAUCAAAAUUCCAACUUAGAGAAAACCAUCCAAGAACUGAAGGUUGACAUAAAAAGGCGUGAACGUGAUUAUAAUCUUGCACAGAAAGAAACAGACGACCUUCGAAAACAGGUGACCGUACUUUUGAAGGAAUGCCGAGACAUACAACUUCGUUGUGGGUCAGUUGGGUGUGAUAUUGUUGAUGAUGCUCCAAAUAUUGCUUCAAGGACAAGUACACAGACUGAAGCUGAAGAUGUCAUUUCAGAACAUCUUUUGACCUUCAAGGACAUUAAUGGACUAGUUGAGCAGAAUGUCCAGCUUAGAAGCCUUGUUCGUAGUCUUUCUGGCCAGAUUGAAAAUCAGGAGGUGGAAUUCAAGGAGAAGCUUGGAAUUGAACUGAAAAAGCAUACAGAAGAAGCUGCUUCUAAAGUUGCAGCUGUUCUGCAGAGAGCAGAAGAACAAGGACACAUGAUUGAAGCGCUUCAUACAUCUGUUGCGAUGUAUAAGAGAUUGUAUGAGGAGGAGCAUAAUCUUCAUUUAUCUCAUACCCAUUCUUCAGACGCUCUUGCAGCUGUUGCAGAAGUUGGAAGAAACAACCUUAAGACUUCAACUGAAAGUUCACAGGAGGUUGCUAAGAAGUCCCUUGAAAAAGCUGCUGAGCGUGUGAGAUGCCUUGAUGAUGAUCUAGCAAAGUCUAGGAGUGAGAUUAUUAUAUUAAGAUCAGAACGUGACAAGAGGACACUGGAAGCAAAUUUUGCUAAAGAGAGACUUGAGAGCUUUGUGAAAGAAUUUGAACACCAGAAAGCUGAAGUGAAAGGCAUUUUAGAAAGAAAUGUUGAAUUUUCUCAGCUGGUUGUUGACUACCAACGAAAAUUGCGUGAGAGCUCUGAGUCAUUGAAUGCUGCUGAGGAGCUUUCUCGGAAACUUUCAAUGGAGUUGUCUGUUUUAAAGCAUGAAAAGGAAGUCAUUUCAAAUGCUGAAAAGAGAGCAUCUGAUGAGGUUUGCAGUUUAUCUGAAAGGGUGCAGCGCUUGCAGGCUAGUUUGAGUACCAUACAGAGUGCUGAGGAAGUUCGAGAGGAAGCAAGAGCAGCAGAGAGGGCUAAACAAGAAGAAUAUAUUAAGAAAUUGGAGAGGGAAUGGGCUGAGGCCAAGCAGGAGUUGCAUGAUGAGCGGGAAAAUAUGCGAAGACUCACACUAGACCGGGACCAGACCAUAAAAUGUACUAUGAGACAGGUUGAGGAUAUGAAUAAAGAGUUAGCUAAUGCAUUGCAUGCAGUUGCAUCUGCUGAAUCAAGGGCUGCUGUUGCUGAGGCAAAGCUCUCCAGUCUUCAAAGAAAAAUUGGUUCCACAGAUGACAAGCUUGUUGAAAUGGAUGGUGACGGUGGACCUUCAACUUUAUCAAGUGAUGAGGUUGUUGAAUUGCAAAAGGCAAAGGAGGAGAUUGAAAAAUUGAGAGAGGAAGCACAUGCUAACAAAGCUCACAUGCUACAGUAUAAGAGCAUUGCUGAGGUGAAUGAAGAUGCACUGAAACAGAUAGAAAUUGCACAUGAGAACUAUAAGACUGAGGCUGACAAUGCAAAGAAAGCACUGGAAUCUGAACUUCAUUCACUUAGGGAGAAGAUUUUAGAACUUGAAAAUGAAUCUAGUUUGAAAUCUGAAGAAGCAGCUUCUGCAACUGCGGGAAAGGAAGAGGCUCUUAUUUCCACUUUGUCUGAAAUCACAAAUCUCAAAGAGGAAGUUUUGACCAAAUCUUCUCAAAUUUCAGCAAUGGAAAUUCAAAUAUCUGGUUUGAAAGAACACCUGGACAAGGAGCAACAGAAAUGGCGUGCAGCUCAGACAAAUUACGAAAGACAGGUUAUUCUCCAGUCUGAAACUAUUCAAGAGUUGACUAAAACAUCUGAAGCACUAGCCUUGCUGCAAGAGGAGGCAUCUGAAUUACGGAAACUUGCUGAUGCUCAGAAAAUUGAAAAUAAUGAACUAAAGGCUAAGUGGGACGAGGAGAAGGCAAGACUAGAGAAGUCUAGGAAUGAUGCUGAGAAGAAAUACAAUGAAAUCAAUGAACAGAAUAAAAUACUUCAUAGCCAACUUGAGGCUUUGCAUAUUCAAUGGGCUGAGAAGGAGCGAAAUGCAGCUGGUAUUUCAUCUGGAAGUAGUAGUGCAGAUACCUUUGGUGAUGCUGGCCUUCAAAAUGUGGUUAAUUAUCUCCGGCGCUCAAAAGAAAUUGCUGAAACAGAAGUUUCAUUGUUAAAACAGGAAAAGCUACGAUUACAGUCACAGCUUGAGAGUGCUUUGAAGGCAGCAGAGUCAGCACAUGCAUCACUUGAAGCUGAGCAUGCAAAAUCAAGAUCCUUUUUGUUUACUGAAGAAGAGUUCAAAUCAUUGCAGCUUCAGGUCAGAGAAAUGAACUUACUUCGUGAGAGUAACAUGCAGCUUAGGGAAGAAAACAAACACAACUUUGAGGAGUGUCUGAAAUCACAUGAACUAGCACAAAAGGCAAGAGCUGAGACACAGAACCUAGAGAAUCUUCUGAGGGAAAAGGAAAUUGAGCUGGAUGGCCAUAAGAAAGAUAUUGAAACACUAAAAAUUGAAAAAGACCAUCUCAACCACAAGGUUUCUGAGUUGCAUGAAAGAAGCAAAAAUGUGGAUGUGGAGGAUUAUGAAAGAGUAAAGAAACUUGCUAGAGAUUUGCAGGAUAAGCUAAGAGAUAGGGAUGCUCAGAUAGAGGAAAUUAGUAAACUUCUGGCUGAAAAGCAGGAUUCUGUUUCACGUCUAGAGCAAGACCUUUCAAACUGCAGAUUGGAACUUGCAGACAGAGAGAAGAGAAUUAAUGAUACUCAGCAUGUUGAGGCUAACCUAAAACUGGAUGUGGAGAAGCAAAAGAAACUGCUGGCUCAAUUUAAGAAGAAAAUUGAUGGUUUGUUAAGGGAAAAGGAAGAUCUGGGGAAAGAGAAUCAGCAACUUUCUAGACAAUUAGAAGAAAUUAAGCAAGGGAAGAGGUCAACAAGUGAUACAACGGGUGAACAAGCGAUGAAGGAGGAAAAGGACACCAGAAUACAGAUUCUGGAAAAACAUCUGGAGAGAUUGAGAGAUGAAUUAAAGAAGGAGAAGGAAGAAAAUCGUAUUGAGAGAAGCAGACGACUGAAGACUGAAAAGGCUAUAAAGGACUCGUACAACAAUGUUGAGCAGGAGAAAACAAAGUUUAUUAAUGAACUUGAGAAGCAUAAGGAAGCUCUGAAAAGGCUAUCUGAUGAAGUUGAAAAGCUUAAGAUUGUUAUUGGCAAUCUUCCCGAGGGAACAAAUGUGGUUCAACUUCUUUCUGGAUCCAAUGUUGAUGACUUCGCUUCUCCUUAUAUAUCUGCUGUGGAAAAUUUUGAAAAGGAAGCUCAUUCAGUAUUUUAUGAACUUGGAGGUCGCAGCAAUCUCGGAGAUGCAACAACAGUCACAGAUAGUUCUGCAGCUGCUACAGGUUCUUUGGUCCCUGCUCAAUCCCCUAGCAUUAUAUCUCUGGCAGCCCCUGGAGCAAGCAGUUUACCACCUAAAGCCACAGGAGAAAGUGAGAAGAGACUUCCAUUACCCAAAGCCAGUGUUGAAACCCGUAAAACAGGUAGGAAAUUGGUUAGGCCUCGACUGGUAAAACCAGAUGAACCACAAGGUGACACAGAAAUGUCUGAUGCUGAAGGACCUGGGGGCAAGCCUGGGCCCUCUAGUGACGUAGAAACCCAAAGUAAUUUUGCUCUAUCAUCUCAACCAUCGGCCCGUAAACGUGUUGCUCCUACCUCGACUUCUGAUUUACGAGAAGAAUCAGCGGCACCUGGUGAGAAGAGCUCUGAUGUUGUAGCACCUGUGUUGAAGAAGUCAAAAGGAUCAGAGUCCCCAGAAGAAAGUGCUGAAGAACAACAUGCUUCAACUCCAGAACUUGCAGGCAGUCAUCCAGUUGCUGAUGAAUUAUUUGAAAGUGGUGAGUUGCCACAAGCCCAAAAUGAGGAAGUCGGUGAAGCUCAAAAUGAAGAUGGGGAGACUGCUGUUGGAAAUGAUGAGGAAUCCAAAGAUCCACAACACUUGGAUGCCACAAGUCAAGAGGCAUUACAGGGUGACAAGACUGGAAAUUUGGAAGAUAAUUUGGAUCAACCGGUUGAUACAAAAAUGCUAUCUGAUGAGAUGCAGAGGGACCACACUGAGCCAGACAGCCAGCAGUCAACAUUGGCACCCAGUGGUGAGAGAGAAGAAGGAGAAUUGUUGCCAGAUACUGGAGAUCUUGAGGGUAGUAGUGAUUUGUUUAACAUUGUGGAAAACCAAGAAUCUCGGGAUGGUCAAUCUGAGCCUGCUGCAACCCCUGAACCUUCCCCGGCUAGGGUUGAUGAUGAAGCUUUAGAGGCCGGUGAGAUUAAUUCUCCUGAGCCUUCAAGUGAUGAUAAGAACGAUGUGGGUGACUUGGUUGAGGAGGUUGCUGAUGGUUCUGAUAAGCUAAUUGAUGUUAAUGAACCCGUAUCAAGCGAGACUGAUCAGGGGGCAGGGCCUACCCCUGUUGCGAGUGAGAGUGGUACUUUAACGAGUAGUGCUGCAGAAGGUAGUUCGUCCAAAGUGAACUUACCUGUUCCAAGGCAAGGGCAAGGGGCCACUAGUGUCGCAUCUGAAACAGAAGAGAUAAAGCAGGCAUCACCUAUUAGUAGUACGUCAACAACCAUUAAUUUAUCGGAGCGAGCUCGAGAAAGGGCACAACUGAGACAGGCUGGGGUGGUUUCUACCAUUGCUAGAGGGCGUGGAAGGGCUACUCCUCGUGGUCGGGCUGUACGAGGUCGAGGAGGACGUAGACCUCCAUCGUCUGGUGAAGCAUGAGCUGUUGUGAUUGACGGAUAAUCAAAUUAUGACUUGGGGUCAGGUGUUGUAAACUUCUCCAUAGUUUAAUUGACAGUGACAGUAUAGAUCAAUGAGUAGGUGUAAAUGGGCGAUCAAUUCUCGUCAUGUAAAUGCAAUUUUGCGUCGCAUUUCUCCUUCCAAUCUAAUUUUGCCUUUUAUUCGUUUUGACAUCCCACAUCUGUGCUGAACAAAGUUGGAUAAAUCUAAUUUAGAUACGCAUGAGUGGUGAUUUUAUUUAACGUUUAUUCUUGAGGGGUUUUUAUGGUAGGACCAAAAAUGGAAUGACGGUGAUCUAGUUGUUUAAUUCAUUUAAUAGAAUCACGAGUGGGCAUGGAAUCACGAGUUGUUACUGUUGAAUUCGUUCGGCAGAAUUAGAUAAAGGGGAAACUAUUAGCAUUUCUCAUUAAUUUGCUAAAUGAUAAUGAGUUGUUUCUACGAAUUAGGACAUGUUUAGGUACUUAUUGAUUAUUCAUGUUUAGAUUCAACUGAUGUAUUUGUUGUUAAUGUAUGUCAAUGGGAAACAUGCAAUUUUUUUUAUCGCAGAUUUGUAGGCAACAAAAUGUAUCUUCAAAAAAGU